AUGCGUUUCUUCACUUGGACUGCUUCUACGUUUGUGGCUCUGCCGGUUGUUCUCGCUGGCCAGCGCAAAGGACAGUUUCCCGUCGUAGAUGGCGUUAUCGGCGGCGUUCGCAACAACACCGCUCAGUUGAAGGAGGCCACACUCAGCCCACUUGCAACAACCCCGGGGAAGCUAAGAGUCACGGAAAACUCUGGAAUCUGUGAGACAACCAAGGGUGUAUACCAAGCAUCUGGCUACGGCGAUCUUACUUCGUCGAAAAGCAUCUUCUUCUGGUACUUCGACGCCAGAAACAACGCGUCGACAGCACCGCUUUCACUCUGGUUCAAUGGUGGUCCCGGAAGCUCCAGCAUGUAUGGGCUCGUGCAGGAGCUUGGGCCGUGUCGGAUCACGAACAACAGCAAAAGUGUUACCUUGAACGACUUCUCAUGGAACGUGAACUCAAACUUGUUGGUCAUCGACCAGCCUGUCGGGGCUGGCUUUUCUCACGGGACAACAUCGGUUGGAACCUCGCAGGCUGCUGCCGCGGAUGUUUGGAGUUUCCUUCAAAUAUUCCUCGCUGAUUCGCGUUUCUCGCGCCUCACAACAGCUGACGUCGCCAUCUGGACCGAGUCUUAUGGUGGUCACUACGGACCGGCAUUUGCGACAUAUUUCCUCUCUCAGAACUCUGCCAUUGCUGCUGGAACCGUCAGUGGAGUAAAGCUCAACCUCAAGACAUUGGGCAUCGGCAAUGGUCUCACAGACGCUAUCUCCCAAUACCCAGGCUAUAUCUCCUAUGCCACGUCGAACCCAUACGGCGCGCUUGUUUCUACCUCCACCAUCAACCGGGCAUCGAGCGCGUGGUCUUCUAGCAGCGGUUGCAAAGCACAAAUAACCGCGUGUAACAACGGAGGCUCUAACUCGGUUUGCUCAGCCGCGCAAAGCUACUGCAACAACAACAUUCUCAGUCCACUUGUUGGCAAUCACGACAUCUACUACGUUCCCGCCGGAAGCGACGACCCAUACCCGGCCGAUAUAACCUCCUGGCUCGCCUCGGUCCGCAGCGCCAUCGGUGCAGAAGUCAGCUGGGCCGAGAGCAGCGACGCUGUUUACAACAACUUCGCUUCUACCGGCGAUUGGAUGCGGAGCCAGCUUCCAAAUCUCAACACCAUUAUUAACGCCGGUAUUCGAGUGACUCUGUAUAACGGCGAUGCGGACUUCAUCGUGAACUACCAGGGCGUCGAGGACAUGCUGGCUGUCAUGAGCAACCAGAUCUCGACCACUUUCCAAAGUCAAGCCUUCGCGACCUAUACUGUAAACGGGAAAAAGGCGGGGCUAGUCAAGAACGCAGGUAACUUCUCAUAUCUGCGUGUCAGCGGUGCGGGACAUGAGGUGCCUGCGUAUCAGAAUGCUCAAACUGGUUUGAAGACUGGUGAAGCUGCUUUCCAAAUGUUCACGCAGACCAUGGCUGGCGGUCAGCUUAUUUCAACUUGA
This is a messenger RNA of Mycena indigotica, 1470 nucleotides long. Its product is annotated as Carboxypeptidase. Gene Ontology annotation, biological process: proteolysis. Bases 1 to 1470 code for a protein of 489 amino acids. The record is from RefSeq and is a predicted model, not a curated record. Gene Ontology annotation, cellular component: fungal-type vacuole. Lineage: Eukaryota; Fungi; Basidiomycota; Agaricomycetes; Agaricales; Mycenaceae. The transcript is spliced from 7 exons. Gene Ontology annotation, molecular function: serine-type carboxypeptidase activity.